Mustela erminea (ermine) is the source of this 2132-nucleotide messenger RNA. It is a transcript of the gene NONO, whose product is annotated as non-POU domain containing octamer binding. Gene Ontology annotation, molecular function: RNA binding. The transcript has 11 exons. Gene Ontology annotation, cellular component: nucleus. Gene Ontology annotation, biological process: regulation of DNA-templated transcription. Lineage: Eukaryota; Metazoa; Chordata; Mammalia; Carnivora; Mustelidae. The coding region runs from base 127 to 1539 and encodes 470 amino acids. The record is from RefSeq and is a predicted model, not a curated record.
CCCCUAAGGAGGCACCGAGCUCCGUCGUCUCGUUUCCGGCGGUCGCGCGCUCUUUUCUCGGGACGGUAGAGGCCGUGUAGCGUCGCCGUUACUCUGAGGAGAGAACAGUGGUAGAGGGGUGCAAAAAUGCAGAGCAAUAAAACCUUUAACUUGGAGAAGCAAAACCAUACUCCAAGGAAGCAUCAUCAGCAUCACCACCAGCAGCACCACCAGCAGCAACAGCAGCAGCCACCACCGCCACCAAUACCUGCAAAUGGGCAACAGGCCAGCAGCCAGAAUGAAGGCUUGACUAUCGACCUGAAGAAUUUUAGGAAACCAGGAGAGAAGACCUUCACCCAACGUAGCCGUCUCUUUGUGGGCAAUCUUCCUCCUGACAUCACUGAGGAGGAGAUGAGGAAACUAUUUGAGAAAUAUGGGAAGGCAGGCGAAGUCUUCAUUCAUAAGGAUAAGGGCUUUGGCUUUAUCCGCUUGGAAACACGAACCCUAGCGGAGAUUGCCAAAGUAGAACUGGACAACAUGCCACUCCGUGGAAAGCAGCUGCGUGUGCGCUUUGCCUGCCAUAGUGCAUCCCUUACAGUCCGAAACCUUCCUCAGUAUGUUUCCAAUGAACUGCUGGAGGAAGCCUUUUCGGUGUUUGGCCAGGUGGAAAGGGCUGUGGUCAUUGUGGAUGAUCGAGGAAGGCCCUCAGGAAAAGGCAUUGUUGAAUUCUCAGGGAAGCCAGCUGCUCGGAAAGCUCUGGACAGGUGCAGUGAAGGCUCCUUCCUGCUAACCACAUUUCCUCGGCCUGUGACUGUGGAGCCCAUGGACCAAUUGGAUGAUGAAGAGGGACUUCCAGAGAAGCUGGUUAUAAAGAACCAGCAGUUUCACAAGGAGCGAGAGCAGCCACCCAGAUUUGCACAGCCUGGCUCCUUCGAGUAUGAGUAUGCCAUGCGCUGGAAGGCACUCAUUGAGAUGGAGAAGCAGCAGCAGGACCAAGUGGACCGCAACAUCAAGGAGGCUCGUGAGAAGCUGGAGAUGGAGAUGGAGGCUGCUCGCCAUGAGCACCAGGUGAUGCUGAUGAGACAGGACUUGAUGAGGCGCCAGGAAGAACUUCGGAGGAUGGAGGAGCUGCACAACCAAGAAGUGCAAAAACGAAAGCAGCUGGAGCUCAGGCAGGAGGAGGAGCGUAGGCGCCGCGAGGAAGAGAUGCGACGGCAACAGGAAGAAAUGAUGCGGCGACAGCAGGAAGGAUUCAAGGGAACAUUCCCUGAUGCGAGAGAACAGGAGAUACGGAUGGGCCAGAUGGCUAUGGGAGGUGCUAUGGGAAUAAACAACAGAGGCGCCAUGCCCCCUGCUCCAGUGCCAGCUGGUACUCCAGCUCCUCCAGGACCUGCCACUAUGAUGCCAGAUGGAACCUUGGGAUUGACCCCACCAACAACUGAACGCUUUGGCCAAGCUGCUACAAUGGAAGGAAUUGGGGCAAUUGGUGGAACCCCUCCUGCAUUCAACCGUGCAGCUCCUGGAGCUGAAUUUGCUCCAAACAAACGUCGCCGAUACUAAUAAAAAUUUCAAUGUCUAGUUUCUCAAAAACCCUUUAAAGAAGGACCCUUUUUGGACUAGCCAGAAUUCUGCCCUGAAGUGUUAGGGAUUCCUCCCAAUAGUUAGGUCUUCCUUGCCUGUACUACUCUGAGGGAGUUUGCUGGAGGCUGAGGGCAAGGGAGGGGCGAUAUUUAACAAAUCAGUUCAGUGUGGUAUAUCGUUUAACUAAUCGAUUCUGUGUGGUGCAUUCCUGAAGUCUCAUGUGAUUGUUGAGGGCCUGGGGUGGGGGGAACCAUGGCAAAAUGGAUCCAGUUAGAGCCCCCAUUAAUCUUGAUCAUUCCAUUCUUUGUCCAUCCUGUUCUAUUUGGUUUCUCAUUAUACCCUUCAACCCCAGAGACACUGCCACAUACGCCACAAAAAUAAAUCCCCCAAUGACCUUAGCCCCGUUGUUCCAUUCAUUCACAGAUGGGAAUUCAGGCAAAUGUCCACAGAGGUCACAGACAGCAUACAUACGGUUCUGUUAUAUCCCAUAUAUUACCCCUUCAUGUCCUAAGGAAGACAUUUUCUCUUAGAGAUUUUCAUUUUAGUGUAUCUUUAAAAAAUCUCGUGUUAAG